Molecule: messenger RNA, 767 nt
Organism: Odobenus rosmarus divergens (Pacific walrus)
Lineage: Eukaryota; Metazoa; Chordata; Mammalia; Carnivora; Odobenidae
Exons: 2
Coding region: 252-617 (121 amino acids)
Source: RefSeq, a predicted model, not a curated record
GCAAUUCUAGUCAAGAAAGGUAGUGAUGUCUUAAUAACUUAAAAAAACUUGUUUUUAUAUUUAGAAUUCAUGGUAAACUAUUCAACUUUGUUUAGUUUCUGGAACUGGAGAAGAUGAUAAAAGUUGACUCAUAAAGGAAUAUAAAUGGCAUUCGAACAGAGGAGGUGGCUGCCGUGACAAAGGGGCCAUCUACCAACCCUGACUCUGAAUGGGAUGGUCCCAAGCACUCAGUAAUUCCUAGUAAGAGCCAAAUGACCACCCCGUCGGAGUCUCCACAAAGCUUUGAGUUUGGCUCCCUUUCCAUAAGCAGCAAGGAGACAGAAGAGAAGGAGCAGGGGGCAGCUGGCUAUCUUGAUGUUAAGGAAAUGCCAAGAGGCUCAAGUGGGGAAUGUAUAGGAGUGGAGGAACAGGCCAGUGCCUUAAAGUUCUCAGUAUCACCAGCCUCCUCUCAGCUGCAACUUGGUGAAAAAAAGGCAGAGAGUAGUGAAGAACAUGUUACACCAGGAGAGCCACUUGGAAAGCAAAAUGGAUCAUUUCAUGACUCUCGUGUGGGUAACCAGUUCCCCACCCUCAUUCGAAGUUUCCAGGUAGUAACCGAUUCAGUGAUGCAGGUCUAAUGACUCACUUUGGGAGAGGGCCAGAAUCUUCUCUGUGGAGGAGGUGGUGGUGGUGGUGAGGGCAGUCGCCUCUCUGCUUUUUUGAGAAUCACAGAAUAAAAGCGAAGCCCUUGAUUACUACAAAUAAAUUUAUUCAGAGGAAUUAACUCC